Molecule: messenger RNA, 1048 nt
Organism: Achroia grisella
Lineage: Eukaryota; Metazoa; Arthropoda; Insecta; Lepidoptera; Pyralidae
Exons: 5
Coding region: 293-664 (123 amino acids)
Biological process (GO): intracellular transport
Cellular component (GO): extrinsic component of membrane; BLOC-1 complex; transport vesicle
Source: RefSeq, a predicted model, not a curated record
CUUGUGUAUAUAUUUAACUAUAUAAAUAAAUAAGAAAGAAUAUGCGACUCAAUAAAUAGAUACAUAAAUAUAAUAAAGAAAAUCCAAAAUUCAUUAUUCAUAUUAUACCUCAAGUUUUAGAAAUAAACAAAAUGUGGUAAAAGCUGACAAUAAGAAUCAAAUAUACUUCACAUUUAUAUUUUCAAUUUAAACUACCUAUUUUAAUUUAAAAGUGUCUAGUGUGCUGGACUGGAAAAUACUACAUUUUCAAUUUGUUACACCAUUUCAUAAUAGCAAACAGAACUUAUUUACAAUGGCUGGGUCAAGUCCUACAACUCCUGAUGAUGUGAAAACUAUUCAGCUGUUAGCCAAGGGGGUGAUGGAAAUAUAUGAACCACCUUUAGCAACUAUUAAUACUCAUUUGAAGGAGUUAACGGAAAAACAAGAAGCUGUACACAAUAUGCUGACAUCUGAGAGGAGAAAGCUUGAGGAUCUGCAGAAUGAUGUUAUGCUGGAUGCCCUGCUUGCAGAUAUAGCAACAAGUAGAGAGAAAUUGACAUCAAUAUCUAAUUCAAUGAUGGGAUUACACAAAAGAGUGCAAUCUUUACAGACCAGAGCCGCUAAUAUUGAAAAAAUUGCGAAAAACAAGGCGGCAGCAAGUCAAGAUCGCGCCUCAAAAAGCUAGUAAAAUACUAUUUAAUUAAUCCAAAUUAUUUGUUUUUUUCUUAAACAAAAUCUUGGUGUUCUUGCGACUUAAUAUAUGGUAUCAUAAAUAAUAAUAAGUAGAUUUUAAGACUGUUUUAGGUAAACUAGAAAACGUUGUCUUUAUGGGUACCACAGUAUCAGAUAUUUCAGCUGCGAAGCAAUAGGUAACUUUAGUCUUUCUAAAAUUAUUAUCCUUCCCCCUUCAUGUAAUAUACAUAAUUUAUAACAUUAAAAAAUUAAACUGUUCACUUAAGAAACUUCAGGAUAUUGUUAUUGAAACUGUAAGUAAAUUAUCAAUACAUAUAAUGACAAAUUGAAAUUUACAGUCCAUAUCAUUUUAAUAAAGAGUGAAAACAUUUUAGAA